This is a messenger RNA of Xyrauchen texanus (razorback sucker), 6931 nucleotides long. RefSeq names its product leucine-rich repeats and immunoglobulin-like domains protein 1. Lineage: Eukaryota; Metazoa; Chordata; Actinopteri; Cypriniformes; Catostomidae. Gene Ontology annotation, molecular function: protein binding. The record is from RefSeq and is a predicted model, not a curated record. The transcript has 17 exons. Bases 86 to 2872 code for a protein of 928 amino acids.
GAGCCACAACAAGCUGGCGGCAGUCGAUACGGACAUCCUCUCCAAUCUGCCCAACCUGAGAGAAGUGAGGCUUGACCACAAUGAGAUGACAUCCAUCCCUUUAUUUGGAGACGCCGCGGCAACAAUCGUUACACUCGUAUUGCACCAUAAUAAAAUCCAGAGGGUGGAGGGGAGCCUGUUGCAGAAUUUUUCUGCUCUGAAGACUCUAGAUCUGAGUAAUAAUGACAUCACAGAGCUGAGAGAGCAAUGCUUCCCUCUGGGGUUACCAAUCAAAGACCUGUACCUGAGCAGUAAUAAGAUUGUUCACCUGGAGUUUGGGGCUUUUAUGAACCUUGCCGGGAGCCUGCAGGUCCUCCGACUUAGCCGGAACAGACUAACCCACCUUCCUGUCAAAGGCCUAGAGUUGCCUAAGCUCACCCAACUGGAGCUGAGCAGGAACAGGUUGCGGUUGAUUGAGGGACUCACCUUCCAGGGUUUGAGCAGCUUGGAGGUUCUCAAGCUCCAGAGAAACAACAUUAGCAAGCUGACGGAUGGAGCGUUCUGGGGUCUGGCACGAAUGAGAGUCCUUCACCUGGACUUUAACAGCCUGCGGGAGGUGAACAGCGGCUCUCUGUACGGUCUGGAGUCACUCCUGCAGCUCUACCUCUCAAACAACUCCAUCUCCAACUUCAACCCUGAGGGAUGGGGCUUCUGUGAGAGACUUCGAGAACUGAACCUGUCUUACAAUAACCUGACGAAGCUGACCGAGGGCAGUUUUGCCAAACUGGUGAAUCUGAUCACUCUACAAUUGGGACACAAUUCCAUCAGUCACAUCACAGAUGGUGCCUUUAAAGGCCUUAAUUCCCUACGCACGCUGGAGCUGGACCAUAAUGACAUCUCUGGUACUAUAGAGGACACCAAUGGGGCCUUGACUGGGCUUGAAAAUCUUAACAAGCUUUCUCUGUUUGGAAACAAGAUCAAGUCGGUGGCCAAGAAAGCCUUCUCGGGCCUGGAGGCUCUCGAGCACCUGAACUUGGGGGAAAAUGCCAUCCGUUCAAUCCAACCUGAGGCAUUCAACAAGAUGAAGAACCUGCGCUACCUUCAUAUUCAGAGUGAUAGUUUUCUGUGCGACUGCCAGCUGCACUGGUUUCCGGAGUGGCUGGUGAUCCGAGGAAUGAAGCUGGGCGUUCAGGCCACAUGUGCACACCCAGAGAGCUUAAAGGGCACCAGCAUCUACCAGGCUCCACCGCAGAGCUUUGUUUGUGAUGACCUUCCAAAACCUCAGAUCACCGUCAACCCUGUGACCACGGCGGCAGUAUUAGGAAAAGAUGUCCGUCUCACCUGCACGGCCGCCAGCAGCAGUAGCACGCCCAUGACCUUCACCUGGCGUAAGGAUCAGGAGACCCUGCGCCAAGCUGAGGUGGAAAACUUCACCCAUGUUCGGGCCAGUGACGGAGGGGUGAUAGAGUACACCACAGUUCUCCACCUCCGGCACGUCACUUUUAACCACGAGGGCCGCUACCAGUGCAUCAUCAGUAAUGACUUUGGCUCCUCCUACUCUAAUAAGGCCCGCAUCACUGUGAAUGUGCUGCCUUCAUUCGUGAAGACCCCACGUGACAUCACGAUCCGUACCGGCACAAAGGCGAGGUUGGAGUGCGCUGCAGAAGGACAUCCAACCCCCCAGGUGGCGUGGCAGAAAGAUGGCGGUACGGAUUUUCCCGCUGCUCGAGAGCGCCGCAUGCGUGUGAUGCCUGAUGAUGAUGUCUUCUUCAUCAUGGACGUGAAGCUUGAGGAUAUGGGCGUGUACAGCUGCACGGCAAAAAACACAGCAGGCAUGAUCUCUGCUAAUGUCACUCUCACAGUGCUAGAGACCCCUCACUUGGCACAGGAAAUGGAGGAUCGGAGUGCGGUGGUGGGCGAGACUGUUGCGCUGCAGUGCAAGGCUUUAGGCAGCCCGCCUCCUCGCAUCACCUGGCUAAAGGGGGAGGAGCCUCUUCAACCCAGUGACCGUCACUACUUCACCCCUGGAAACCAGCUCUUGGUGAUCAGUAGCACCAUCUUAGAGGACGCCGGACACUACACCUGUGUCAUGUCCAACACACUCGGCACAGAACGCGCUCAAUGCCAACUGAAUGUUUAUCAACGCUUUGAAGAGUGCGCACCAUUUUCAAGUCCCAGCACUGUUACUGUGGGAAUCAUUGUUAUUGCUGUGGUGACCAGCAUUGUGGUGACAUCAUUGGUGUGGGUGUGUAUUAUUUACCAGACUAGGAAGAAGAGUGAGGAGUGCAGUGUAAACACAGAUGAGACCAUUGUCCCUCCUGAUGUCCCAAGUUACCUGUCCUCUCAGGGCACAUUAUCAGAGAGACAGGAUGUGUGCAUACGAGUGGAGUCCAAUGGCGGACCUCAACCCAACGGACGUAUUGAAAACAAUGGUUACGAUGGUCAAGUGGUGUGCACGGACUGUUUGGAAAAUGGCACCAGCUACUUCACACACUGUAACUACUUCCCUCAGGGGAUAGCGCCCCCUUUAGAGUACCAGAAGAUACAUCAACUGUCAACAUUCACCAGCCAAACCACUGGCGAACCACACUGCAAUGGCACACCCAACGGGGUCAGUAAAGACAGCCAAACUCCCAUUUUUCCAACCAACCAUGAAAGGGUGACGAUAUCACCCUCAUCACACAAGUACAACGACCGAAAAGAAAUGUUGGUGAACAGGACCUGCACACUUCCCUCUCUUGAAGAGGACUACCAUCGUCCAGUAAAGCUCCCGUCUGGUGUGGACUGUGACAUUGGGUCCGAGCUUACACAGACUCUAUUAGCCAACGGACACAAGUAUACGCUCGAUCCCAUCCUGAGUGAUAAUGCGUCCUUUAGGCGGCCCAGUGACUAACACCGCACCAACCCUCUUUUUAUAAUCCUUUUUGCACUGAGAACUGCUACCUCACACUGAGGGGCACAGACAAAGCUGGCCCCAUCUAUCUGAUUGCAGAAUAGGGGCGUCCGGAGUUUGAAGGGCGAAGCUUGAGUGGGAUGAUGGCGUCUCAUCUGAGCGUUAAAGCUGUAUAUAGAUAUAAAUCCUCCUGAGGGAGGCUUCAUUCACACUUCAGAAAUGUGACUUGCAUUUGACGAAUGGAAAUGUAUGACAGUGCUAUAAUGUUGGACUUUGAGCUGUACAUAAGAGUUUUCAUAUAUGAAUGUAUGUAUUCUAUAACUUCUACAAAAGAGUGUUUAAAUCUAUUCGGUGCAUGGUCAGAUCAGAGUGGUUAUAUUUUAUUUUACUUUCUCGUGUAGUUUUUUUUUUUUAUUUUUUUAACAGAUCUCUCCUGCUUUUCACAAUUCUAAUAAGCAGUGCCUUAUUACAAGAUCAAAGAAUCUACAAGUCUGUUUUUUUUGCAGGGCAGAAGUUGAGAGAUGCCUGUACAUUUUCCCUUUUCACAAAUUAAAUGUUUGUCAUGCACUUGAAGUUUUGAUAAACUCAAUGAUUAUAACUGGUUGCAUUAAAGGAAUGUUCCAGGUUAAAUGUCUGUGGCAUGCUGUCAUGUAUGUGUACAAAAAUACAUUUACAGUGUAAGUUUAUGGGGCCACUGUUGUAUGCUUUCCAUAGACUUUCAUUGUAAGUGACUAACUGUCAAUGGAUUUUCUGUUUUUGUAUCAAAUAAUUUUUUUUAAUUUGUCAACACUCACUUGUAUUUAACCUAGAAUAUUCCUUUAAAUCAGAAUUCAUAUAUUUUUUUUUUCUUGUCUGUGAAGGAAGAGCUUUGCAUUUAAUUUUUCUGGUCUCUUACUGUACAAAUAGACAGAAACAAUAUUGGCGUAAGUCAAAAUUUUAAGACCUUUUGAUAUAAAUAUUACAAGACACAAACAAGUUAUUUGAACUGGUCUAAAUAUUUACCAGUAUGUAAACUAGGGGUGUGCAGCGAAGCCAUUAUCUGUAUCAGUAUUUGUUCAUAUUACACAAUUAUCUGUCUCUGUAUUUGGAUAGAAACAGGAGUGGGUGGGACUUAAACCGGAAGUGCAUUAAAAGUGGGCGCUUGGUUUAGUUUUAAAUGUUACUCUUACGUUUAUAGUUUCUGUUAAUAAAAUAUGCUUCGUGAAUGCCUUUUCAUAAUAAUAGCCUAAUAAUUUAUAUUAUUAUUAUUAUGUAAUUAAAACUAAUAUAAAAAAAAAUCUUACCAGAUGAAGCUGAAUUUGUUGGCCACAUCAGUAUAGCCUACAAACAGGUGAAAGUCCCGUAAGUCUAGGAAUUUUUAUGACAGGACUUUUAUAAUAAUAAUAAUAAUGUUAAUGGCUCACCAUUGCAACACUGUUCAAUAUAUCCAAAAUCCAUUUCAAUGUCUUGGCAUAAUAUUGCAAAAAUUUGGUGCCAGUCACAUUAAUCCCCUAGGAGGAGUAUUUAAAAGUUCAGGGCCUGCGUUUAAAAAAAAAUAAAUAAAUCUAAAUUCAAUUAAAAAUGGCCAACUUUCUUUUUUAAGGUUGUCCAGCUUGAUGAGAACUAUAGAUGUACCAAGUUUGGUUACUGUAGGUGAAACUGACCCAACCACUUUAGACAAAAGGUGGCACUACAGAGCCCCCCAGCCACACCCAUAUGUUAACAUUGGCCCAGGCCUAAUGGCCAACAACUCUGAUGUAUGUGCCAAGUGUUACGAAAAUGUAAGCAUGCCAAGUGCCACAAAACACCCAAAUAUAUGAAGGAAUAAUAAUAUUUCAUGUGUUGCCAUGGAAACACUAUUUGAGAUAUAAAUCUCUUAACAAUUUUACAUCUGCAGUUAUUCAGAUAAAAACAAGAGGGCUAUUUCAAAGCCUGUUAUAAGUGCUAUACUUCCUGCUGCCAGUUGGUGGCGCUACAACUGUGACCAACAAUAGCCACAUUCAUGUGAUCAGCCCCCAAGACCAAACAUACAGGUACAUUUUUAUGUAAAUCACUCGAUGCACACAGAAGAUAUGCAACACUUACUGUAUUUCAUUUUUUGACGUUUAUCACAUCGCCAUGGCAACACUGUUGGAUAUAUAUAAAAAUGUUUGCAAUAUAGCAUCGUCAAUGUCUGGACAUGAAGUCGCCCACAUUUGGUACCUGUAACAUGAAUCAUCUAGGAGAAGUAUUUCAAAUUCCAGAUCAUGCAUUUUUUAACUAUCCAAAAUGACUUUCUGUUGGGUGGAUCUUAUGACAGUCAGCAUGAAAGUUGUCCAGUAUUAUGAGAACUAUAUGUGUACAAAGUUUGGUGACUGUAGCUCAAAAGGGAUGUGUUACAUAGCCCCCGAACAUGUCCAUCUUCUAGGUGGCGCUACAGAACCCAUCUACAUGCCUAUGAUGCUUGUGCACAUUUUCAAGAGUUUUCAUGCAUGUUUACUACCCCAAAAGUACCGAAAACCUUGAAAAGAACAACAAUAGGAUCUCCACACUUUCUGUGUUUGGGCCAUUGUAAUAAUCCUAAAAUGAACAAUAGGCCCUCUGCACUUUCAGUGCUUGGGCCAUAAAAAGACAGAGCAAGUUUCAGUUUGUUUGUUUUACAUAAGCAGGAAUAUUCUGUAGAUGAAUACUAUAUUGAGCAUUUAAACCUUUAUGGAGCAUUUUAACUUAACCAGAUAAUAACCUUAAGCGCUGAUGUGAAUAUAAAUGUGGUCAACUUUAAAAGACAGAUGAGCUCCGACUUGAAAUCAUCACUUAAGGUCAGGAAUUUAACAUUGCGCUCCGGUUUAGGCUAUAAAUAAAUACAUGGGAAUCACGUGUGAAUCGUGUGAUACAUUAACAGACAUUUCAAGGAGUGGAAAUGUGCUUUAUUUACAGAGACCACAAAUGGAGUUGAGACCGUGGCCAUCCAAUCUGAAAUCACACAGUGUGCAUUUUCAUUCAUAAGGUUUACACUAGAAAUAUUGGCUGCACAUAUUCAUAAAUUCAUUGUAAUUUAGAAUAUGUUCAUUUUUCAAUGUGGCUUUAUGCUUGUUUCUUGGAUUAUCAGUAAAACUAAUAUUUUUUAUAUUAUUCGGAUGUAUCCAUUAUUCAUGCCUUUUCCAAUAAGGUAUUCGGCUUCGGGCACAUCCCUAAUGUAAAUCCUGAAAUUCUGAUAUUUAAGUCUGCAAAGUCAAGGCUCUUCCAUCAACAAAGGUACACACCAUCAAAAGCUGCUUCACUCACCUGUGAUAUCUGUGGUAUGUUUAACUUUUAUAAUGUAUUUGUUGACCAUCUUUUGUAAUACAUUUGGGGAAAUAACAAAUCAAUGUUGAUCUCAUCCAAAAGGAACAUAUAGAGAGAUUUGUUCCAACAAUGACUUUAAGCUAACAGCAAAGCUGAAUUUUGCCAAACCACGAAAGGGAAAGAGCAACUCUCUAGAAAACUUCCAGUCAAGUGUACUGGAGUUCAGGGGCCUUCCUUCAACAGCACAGAAUGUCUACAUGAUGUCUUCAAAGGGAAUAAGUGGAAUCUCUUCUUCGUUGAACACCUCACCAGCUAAUCUUUCAUUGAAUUUGGGACAGACUUCAGCAGCUAAUUCUAAUGCUUCAAGUUGUCCUUAUUAGUUAGCCUGAACCAAAUAACGUCAACAGCCAAGGUCUUUUUUUAUUUGAGGCCAAAUAGUGAAACUCUAGCACUAAACUAGGGGGAUGUUUUGUAAAGUUGGAUUACUGUGAAUGCCAGUAUGACUCCAAAACAUGGUUACUAAAAACUUUAUUCUAAGCUACUAAAAUAUAAAUCCUACAAUAGUUAUCUGAAUUGAUGUCGACCAUAGCUGUAGCUUUAAAAUAUUUGUGGUUGGCUGGUUAAUUGUUUAAUCCAGCUCUGUGAAGAACUCCACUAGCUCAAAAUAGGUUAUUUUUACAGAUGUGUGGGUCACCCUCUUUCAAACCAGAUUAAUUUAUUGAAAUAAACUCUAAUCACGGCUGUACACCUACAUUGCUAAAACUAUUGAAGUGUAAAAAUGAAAAGUGUUUAUUAAAGUCACAUUUUGCUCCUUUA